AUGGCUAUAACUUACUCCGAGGCUAUCGAUAUAAUUCACAACGAAGCAGCCCAGCACCGCAGGAUCUUUCAAUUAGCCUCUGAGACUGUCCCCCUAUCAAGAGCGGUUAACCGCAUAACACGAGAUCGACACUGCUCGUCCGAGCGUACUCCGCGAUGGGAUACAUCGGCCAUGGAUGGCUUCGCCGUUAGCUCGACCACCAUACAAACAGCUUCCAGAGAGGCGCCAGUAGUUUGCCGUAUCAAAGAAACGAUCGCAGCUGGGGAUGUAGGAGUGACUGUUACAGCAGGCGACGACCAGCCAGUGUGUGCGGAGAUAAUGACUGGGGCGCGUUUUCCGGCGAUUUCGCGCGGCGAGCCAUUCAAUUGCUGCGUACCGAGAGAAGAUACGGUAGUACUGGAUAACGCAGCAGGUUCAGAAGAACGAGUGGUACAUAUUCUGAAGCCGGCUAGGGCAAACCAGCACAGGCGUCUCGCUGGCGAGGACUUCCAGCCUGGCGACACUAUUAUUGAAGCACACACCGUUAUUAAGCCAAAUCAUAUCAUGGCACUUGCGUCCAUACCCUGUACCUCAGUGGACGUUCUUAAACAGCCUCGUAUUGCUGUUUUCUCGACAGGCUCGGAGCUACUAACACCAUCUUGCGACGUCGAUCCAAACUACCAACUGGUUGCGGACACAAACGGCCCGUAUAUAAGCACAGCAUUGGAUCGACUAGGUUGUGAAGUAGACUUUCUGGGUAUUAUCCCAGACAACGCUGCUGUUGCAGCAGACAAGAUCUCUUAUCACCUGAUGCAGCAACGUUAUGACAUGGUAAUCACAACUGGCGCAGUGUCAGCUGGCAAAUUUGACUUCAUCCCGAAAGCACUUGAAUACCUUGGUGCACAGGUCUUGUUUCACAAAGUCGCUAUGAGGCCAGGUCAUCCUGUGCUCUUCGCCAAGUUUAUCCCAGAGAGAGGAAUGAGGCAGCAGCCCUCACCAACGCCCUUUUUUGGCUUACCUGGAAACCCUAUAGCGGCUGCAGCAUGUUUGCAUUUCCUAGUACGUCCUUAUCUCAGAACCCUCCUGCUGCAAGAUCCUGAGGAACCGUUGCUGGCAGUGGUAGAAACAGAUCCCAACGAGGACCAGUAUCAGUCCAUAAAUGAAUAUAACAACCACAAGGUGAUUGCGAGUUUCAAACCAGAUAAAGACAUCUUCUAUCCUGGUACAAGGCUUCAAAUAUCACAUAGAAGUGUUUCUGUACAGAUAGUUCGAGAUUACAGCUCCGCAAAAAUCCGCCCUUUUCUUAGGGCUGAUUGCUGGGUACAUAUUCCUAGAGGCAAGGAGAGCUUGUACGCCGGAGACCAGGUCCAUGUCUACCCAAUGAGAUAA
Molecule: messenger RNA, 1368 nt
Organism: Talaromyces atroroseus
Lineage: Eukaryota; Fungi; Ascomycota; Eurotiomycetes; Eurotiales; Trichocomaceae
Exons: 1
Coding region: 1-1368 (455 amino acids)
Biological process (GO): molybdenum incorporation into molybdenum-molybdopterin complex; Mo-molybdopterin cofactor biosynthetic process
Cellular component (GO): cytoplasm; cytosol
Molecular function (GO): molybdopterin molybdotransferase activity
Source: RefSeq, a predicted model, not a curated record